Messenger RNA from Daktulosphaira vitifoliae (grape phylloxera), 6294 nucleotides. Its product is annotated as brefeldin A-inhibited guanine nucleotide-exchange protein 3. Gene Ontology annotation, molecular function: guanyl-nucleotide exchange factor activity. The coding region runs from base 308 to 6001 and encodes 1897 amino acids. The record is from RefSeq and is a predicted model, not a curated record. NCBI's taxonomy places the organism in Eukaryota, Metazoa, Arthropoda, Insecta, Hemiptera, Phylloxeridae. Gene Ontology annotation, biological process: regulation of ARF protein signal transduction. The transcript has 27 exons.
UACACACGUCGUUUCAAAAGUGAUAAUAUUUCGUGAACCAAUUUGAAUAGAUAACUGGAUACAGAUGUACAUAUACAUAUAUAUAAUUUUAUUUCGAAAAGUAACCUAAUUAUUGUAAACACCUUUUUGAAAAGUUAUGAUAAGAAUUGAAGGCAAUGUAAACUUAUGAAUUAGAGAUAACUGAUAACAUAUCGGCAUUUGAAAAUAAAUAAUUAUUAGUAGAAUGUUGUCAAAUUUUGAAUAUAAUACUAUUUUUUUAAUAAAAUAGUCCCACUUAUUAACUAUUUAAUUUAAACUAAAAAUUAUUAUGGAAGAUCUACUUGUACAAUUAUCUAAAGAUGCAGCAAAUUCUAAGUUUAGUAGUCUUAGUCAAUCAGCAACUGAAGCAUAUGUCUUUUUAGAAAAACAGCAAGGAACAUUGCGUGAUCCAGCCCAUGAAUUAAGAGCAAAAUGCUUAAUUGUUUUUAAACAAGCAUUUGAAACGAAAAAAAGUAAAUUGGUAUCACAUGCUCUAUCUGGACUCAAUAAAAUGAUACGAGAUGAUAGAUUUCAAUCUAAUUUUGAACCUGAAGAUGAUUCCUUAUGGUUGCCAUCUCAAAUUUUACAUGCUAUUAACUCCAUUUUAUCACAAUCAGAAGACAUACAAAUAGAUAUGUUAAAAGUAUUAUUAAAUGUUGCUUGUUCAUCUUAUUGGACUAUGAAUGGGCGCAUUAUUAUACAGAUACUUACAAUCUCAUGUGAAGUAUAUGAAAAUGGAAGUCAAGGAAUUCAAUCUGCUGCUCAAGCUGCAGUUAGUCAAACACUAAGAUAUUUUUGUAGUUAUUUAGAUGAAGAAUGUGAAGAAAUUAAUAAAAUGAAGGAAGCUGGUGGUGUAUUAUGUUUUAAUGAAGUGUUGCCAAUUAUGCAGUUUAUUGUUAGUAAAAUUGAUGAGACCCAAAAUGGUAAUCGACGAAGUCAAGCUGUAGUAUUUUACUUGGAAUGUUUACAUACAUUAGUUGCUAGUUUACCACAAAAAGUUCAUGAUAACCGACAUUUUACAAUGUUUUUAUGGCAAAGAUUAUGUCCAGCUCUAAUUGCAUUUUUAGGAUCACCUAGGGUUGAUAAAAAAAUAAUAACUAGAGAUCAUGAUAAUAGUAAAAAAAUAGGUAGAGGAUCUGGAGUUUUAGGAAGUGCACCUAGUUUUAAUAGCAAUCAGUCUAAAAUAAUUUACAGUAUUGGCAGCCAGUUAGUAAGAGUUGUUGGUUGUGUUAGUUCUCUCAGGCCAGUUUUGGAAUCAGUUUUUCAUAGGAUGUUAUUAUAUCCUCCUCCAAUUUAUAGAAGGGAUGCAUUAAAAGCAUUAAAAGAGUUAUUAAGCUGCCCAAGUAGAUUAGUCAAUUUUACUGGACCCAUUUUGGUUGAAGAUGACAAAUUAUGUCAACAAAGUGAUAUGGCAUUAAUUCGUUUAGCAAUGGAUUCGUUAGAAGAAUGUGCCAAAUGCACAGAUUGGGAAAUAGUAUCAACAAGUGUAUUUUGUAUUGCCUCAUUAUUAUCCACACUUAUUGAUCUAUCUUGUGGGAAAGGCAUAAAUAAUAUUUACUCUGAUAAAAUAAAUAAAAAAUUUGACACUUUGUCUAAUUGUGAUUAUACGGGACCUCUAACAUAUGAAUCAAUGAAGAGAUUACCAAGUUCUUACAGGGAACAAUUAUCGUCUGAAUCAUCUUCUGAGAACCAAAGUUGUAUAAACAGUUCUAGUUGUAGUAGUAGUAGUAGUGGCAGCACUGAAGGUCCAGAAGAGGGUUAUCAAAAUGAUCCUCAAAUUGAUGAAAUACAAAUAGAAGCUGAAAUGAAAUUUAAAGAAGAAGCAUUACAUAUGGAACAAGUUUCAAAAAAAUUGAGUAUGUUAAAUGUUAUUCAAGUUAAUCCAGAAUUUAUCGAAGCAAGAGAUAAAGAACGAAGUAAUGCCAGUAAUUUUGUGAAAACUUUAAUUGAUUUUUUACCUACACUAAUACCACUUAGAAGUACAUUACAAAUAGAUGAAGAAAUUCAAAAAUUUGCAUCAAAUUACUGUAAAACAAUCUUUUUUCAUAAUUACAAACAAGAAGGAUCAAUCAUAAUUAAUGCUGAUGGUGUCUAUGUAGCAACUUUUAUGACACUUUAUUUAAAUUUAAAAUUAAUUCAUCAAAAUUUUUAUGAUGAUUCUUCAUUAACUCCUAUAAUGUCUGAAGAACAAUUUAUAGAGGAGAUAUUCAACAGUGGCAUGUUAUUGUAUGUAUCUACUAAUUGGCUGGCUGAGCUUUACCAACAUAUCCUAGUUACUAACCUAUUAAUGUUGUCUGGUUACAAGCCUCAAAUCACUGGUCAUUUGGCUCUAAUAGAUCUAUUGACAGAUAUUGAUGGACACACGUUAGAAAAUAAAGUUAAUUGUCUUCUAUCAGAUUGUCUUAGACUUGAACAAACAGUCAGUAAUACUGAAGUAAAUCAAGAUGUUGAAGCUGGUAUCAAAUUGAGUCGUCGUAUUUUGACAUGUUGUUGGGAAACAAUAAUGAAUGUUUUAGCUGUACCUCUUCAAUGUGAAACUAAAAAUGAAUUGAGAAAUGUUAAAGUUAAAAAACUAUUACAUAAUAAAUUAAAUCAUGGCGUUACUCAUCAGAUGACUGUGCAACAUUGUUUGGAUGCUUUACAAAAAUUAGCUUCUCUUGCCAAUAUUGUUGGUAUGCAUAACCGCUGUGAAGGUAUAUUUUCAAUGCUAGUUAAAGCUUCUUGUACCCAAAAAGGGCAUAAUAACUGGUUAUCUGGAGUUAUAAAAAAACAACCAAAAUUAAUUACUUCACAUGUCCUUAGCUUAGAUAUUAUGUUAUCACGAGGUUUAGAAUUUGGUUGCCAUGGUCAGGAAUGUUGGACUCACAUUUUUAACUGUGCAUUGUAUGUUGAAUAUUUAGAACAAGUAUUUUUUCGACAGACUUCUUCAGUAACAUCAUUAUCAACUAAAUGUAAGUCUAAAAUAUCAACAUCUGAAAAUUUGAAUAAAAGUUUUGUGGAAUUUAAUGAUAGUGAUGAAGAAGUUUGUAUGGAUGUGUACAGUUUUUUGUCUUCUCCUAAUUCUCCAACUAAUAUGACUGAAACAAUACCAACAUUAGUUAAUAAAAGUAGAGCAGAUGUUGACAAUAAUGGAAUAUUAAGCCAAGAGUAUGGUGCCAGAGUUGUGUGUGUGUUAUCUCAAUAUGUGGAUAGACUUUUUGAAGAUGCAGCAUUAAAAUUAAAUCUUAAAGCCUUAACUGAAUUUGUGCGAAAUUUGAGUGAAACAGUUCAUAAUGAACUGUUUAAAAUAAUUGAGCAAAAGAAGUCAAAAGUCCUAAAUCAUAAUACUACAUUGUUAACUCGGUUAUCUCGGUUAAUGUUAAGAUGUGUUAAAAGUGGUCGUCCAUUGUUUCAUAUGAUUAAAAUUUGGUCAGUAGUGUUACCAUGUUUCAUGGAAGUUGCUUGUCAUAAGGAUUUAAUGUUAUCUAAACAAGCAGUACAAUCAAUUCAUGACACAGUUUUAGUUUUUCUCAAUGAUCAACCUGAACUUCCCUAUUUUCACAUUAAUGAAUUACUAUUCAAACCAUUUGAAAAUCUUUUACGUUUAGAUCUAUGUGAUGUUGAAAUUCAAGAUCAAAUUGUUAGCAGCUUAUGUCAAUUUGUUGAAGGAAAUCGUUCUGACAUACAUUCUGGGUGGAGACCAUUAUUUGGUGCUUUAAAAGUUGUAAAUAGUAGUCAUUUAUCUUCUCUUUUAGAAGUAUUUAGGGUUUUUUUAAAUACUGAUGAUACAUUAGCCUUUUCAAAUGCUGCUGUUGAUUGUAUUGCAUGUCUGAUCAAACAUGUGAUAGGAACUAAUUUUGAUAAUUCAGAUAACGAAAAAAAACUUGAAUUAUGUAAAGCUGCUCUUAAACACAUACAUCAUUGUAGUUUAAUUCUGAAUUCAAUGUUUAUAAUGCCUGCUUGUCCAUCAUUUCAUAUUCCUAAUCGUAAACAUGAAUUUGUUUUGGUGGAUACUGAUGUACAAUUAAUUAAUUCUGUUAAAAAUAACUAUGAGAAACUAUUAUUCAAUUUGUCAAAUGAAAAAAUUAUUCAACUAGAAGAAAUUGAUCAAUCUUGUAGUAUAUUAAGGGUUUGGUAUUGUAUUAUAGAAGGACUUUGCACUGCAAUUACUUGUACAACGGGUUUAUAUCAAAGAGAGACCAUUGAAUUACUCUUAGAUAUGUUAAAGAAUUUUCCAGAAGUACCCGGCUUUACAUUUGGCUGUUUUUGUAUUAAUCGAUUACUACUUCCAACAAUACAAACUUGGUUACAAAAAAUUACAUCAACACAAAAUUUAACUGAUUUGCUUAACUUUAAACAUUUUUGUGGAAAUUCUACUGAUUUAAUAGUUACCUACUUGAAAAUGAUUAAAAAAUAUGAUAGAAUAUUAGAAAAAGAAGUUACAUUGAUGAUUAAACAGUUGCUAUUUGUAUUAAAUGAGUUUUGUGUUCAAGUUAUUGAAUGUAUUGUUCGAUUAGGUUGUGCAUGUUUAAGACAUCUUAUUUUGGGUGCUGCAAAUUAUUUUACAGAGUAUCUAUGGGAUUUGAUAAGCAUGGGAAUACAAAGAGCAUGUGCUCUAUCAUUGUACCCCCUUACAAGAGUUUCUAUGACAUAUAGGCCAUUUUCUGACAGUUUUUAUGGUGAUUUAGCAACUAGUAUUAAAGUUGCUGCUAGAAGAGAUAGUACUAUUGAUGAUAAUAUACGUUUAAAGCAAUUAUCACAGCAAGUAUUUUUAUUGGAUUAUCAAAAAACAAAAACAGAUUCAGUUGUUGACGAUGAAAAAAGUUUCAUAUUUUUACUUUGCCAUCAUUGGUGUGAUACUGAACUAGAUUUUCAGUGGCAAAAUACACCUGAACGUAUCCCUUAUAAAAGUAUAGUUUUAGGAUUGUUUGUAAACGAAAUGUUGUUACAAUUAAUAGGAAUUUUGUUGAUUAAAGGCACAAAUAAAGCAAUCCCUAGUUUAGCCAACAUUCUUUUACAAUCAUUUUUAAUGACACCAAUGGAGGAUAAUGUGACAGAUUCAUCAAAUAAUCCUAUUAUGCCUGGUUAUUUAUCUGUGUUAACUGAGUCUCAAAUUCGUUCUUUUAUUUCAUGUUUAGAUAUGACUUAUAAAGUAGCAUGGGAAUUUGACUCAAGACCUGGUCUUAAAUUUCUUAUUCAAAAAGUUGCUGGUUUAGAAAAAGCUGCUAACUUAUAUAAACAAGCUGGAGGAUCCUGGAUCAUUUUAAUAGUAACUCUUUUUGAAUUAUGCAUCCAUAAAACAUCAAACUUAAAAUCAGAUCAAGUCAAACAUAUAAUAGAAUUAAAAUUGUCUACAAAUAAUACUGAUUAUUUUAUUCUUGAAUUAAAACGCAUAUUUGAAGAUGCUUGUGAAAAAUAUGUUGAAAUAGUUAUGGAUAAAUAUGGUACACAUUGCGCCAUUGAUAAAGCUGCAGAUAAACCUGUGUUUUUCUUUGUUGCUCAAAAUGAUGAAAUUUUUGAAACAAGUGAAAAAACAAAGGUUUUUAAAUUUGAAGAUUUUAAAAAAUUAUAUCCUAAUGCACCAUUAACAACUAAAACAGAAGAGAGUGAGAGUGAUGAAGAUGAUGCUGUAUAUGGAAUAACUAGUUGUGAAAAUUUGGAUAAUUUAAUUGAAGAAUACAAAAAAAGAAAAAGUGCCAACUCUAUGCCUGGUCGUCCUGACUCAAUAGAAAAAAAUGAAGAUAAUUUACCUCCUGAAGUUGAAGAGCUAAGACAAAUUAGUAUGAAUAAAGAUAGUGAAGUACAUGAAUCAAUUUGGUCAGAAAUGUUGAUAUCUGUUUUUGAUUUACUAGUGCAAUUAGAUGACAAUUCAUUUCAAAUAUUUUUGCCUGUAAUAUUUAAUGGUGUUAGAGUGUUAACAGCAUCAGCUACUAGACCUACUUUGAAACGCACUUUGUCUGAAUUUUAUCAUAGAAUAGCUAUAAUUUACGGAUUCUGUCAAUAGUUGUGCCAAUAAAUUUAAAAUCUCAUUUAAAUUUUAUUUAAAUGUACUACAAAAUUGUUAGGAUUAAAUUUAUAUAAAACAAUUUUUUAAUUAUCUUUUAAAUUAUUACAAGAUAUAUCUGAGAAUUGAAUUCAUAAAUAUCAUCUUCUUUAUCGUUGUUAUUGCCUCAUAUUUAAAAUUAAAUAUCAAAUUGUCUUAACUACUAAUUUUUAGAUCAUAGUAAUUUAAAUUUAAAUAUAAUUUAACUAAAUAUAUAUACUAGGUUUAUUUUUAAGGAUCAUUUUUAUUUAUUA